CGCGUGCUUAUCUCCCCACGUCACUCGCAGCCGCGGGGCCCGAGGAGAAGAGAAGCAGAGCACUGCAGCGGCUGAUCCAGCUGUUCCAAGAAUUGCUCCCACUCCCAUCUCCUGGGAUAGCUCAGGUCGGAGAAUCCCCGAUUCCUGGAGGCGUCGAUGGCCACGAGGACGUUGAGGGAGGUUGGGAGGAGGAGCUCGGCGGCGCUGGGGAUCGGGCCGCGAGGCUUCUCCGGUGGGAGCGCUGGGGCGGGGGUGGCCGAGAGGAAGGAGGGAGGAGGAGAGGGAGGGAAGGCAGUGAACCUGUUCACGGCCGUCAACCAGGCCCUCCACAUCGCCCUCGACACCGACCCCCGUGCUUAUGUCUUUGGAGAGGAUGUGGGUUUCGGUGGCGUCUUUCGCUGCACAACAGGGCUUGCCGAUCGGUUUGGCAAGAAUAGAGUAUUCAACACACCGCUAUGUGAACAGGGCAUUGCUGGAUUUGCAAUUGGCCUAGCGGCAAUGGGUAAUAGAGCUAUUGCAGAAAUCCAGUUUGCGGACUAUAUCUUUCCAGCCUUUGAUCAGCUUGUCAAUGAAGCAGCUAAAUUCAGAUAUCGGAGUGGAAAUGAAUUUAACUGUGGAGGUCUAACAAUUCGAUCUCCUUAUGGUGCUGUUGGGCAUGGUGGUCACUACCAUUCACAGUCACCAGAGGCUUUCUUCUGUCAUGUUCCUGGCCUCAAGGUUGUCAUACCGCGAAGUCCACGCGAGGCUAAGGGAUUGUUGUUGGCUAGCAUCCGAGAUCCAAAUCCGGUUGUAUUUUUCGAGCCAAAGUGGUUGUACCGUUUGGCUGUUGAAGAAGUUCCUGAGGAGGAUUAUAUGCUGCCUUUAUCUCAGGCAGAAGUGAUUGCGGAAGGAAGUGAUAUAACACUUAUUGGCUGGGGAGCUCAACUUGCAGUACUAAAAGAAGCUUGUGAAGAUGCUGCAAAGGAUGGAAUAUCAUGUGAGCUUAUUGAUCUAAAAACACUGAUACCGUGGGACAAGGAAACAGUAGAAGCCUCAGUACGGAAGACUGGAAAGCUCCUCAUUAGCCAUGAGGCUCCGAUCACCGGGGGGUUUGGUGCAGAAAUUGCUGCAUCCAUUGCCGAGCGCUGCUUCCAGAGGUUAGAAGCGCCUGUAGCGAGGGUCUGCGGCCUCGACACUCCUUUUCCUCUCGUUCACGAACCAUUUUACAUGCCCACAAAGAACAAGAUCCUGGACGCUAUAAAAGCAACUGUAAAUUACUGAAGUGCCAGACCAAGCUACUGCUGUACAUGUUCCUUGAUGGUACAUGCAUAAAAAUUCUGUUCUCCAUAUGCACAUAUGUGAUCUUUACAUUGCUGGCCGCUGUACCCUGAACAUGCAUGCCAGAAACUAGCUUAUUCAGCAAUAUUGCACCAAUAAAGUUUCAAAGAUACAAAUGAUUGUUCUGCAACUGAA
Molecule: messenger RNA, 1452 nt
Organism: Phragmites australis (common reed)
Lineage: Eukaryota; Viridiplantae; Streptophyta; Magnoliopsida; Poales; Poaceae
Product: 2-oxoisovalerate dehydrogenase subunit beta 1, mitochondrial-like
Exons: 13
Coding region: 157-1260 (367 amino acids)
Biological process (GO): response to nutrient; branched-chain amino acid catabolic process
Molecular function (GO): catalytic activity
Source: RefSeq, a predicted model, not a curated record